Messenger RNA from Cynoglossus semilaevis (tongue sole), 2811 nucleotides. It is a transcript of the gene opn4xa, whose product is annotated as opsin 4xa. Gene Ontology annotation, biological process: G protein-coupled receptor signaling pathway; visual perception. The transcript has 8 exons. Gene Ontology annotation, cellular component: membrane. The record is from RefSeq and is a predicted model, not a curated record. Gene Ontology annotation, molecular function: G protein-coupled receptor activity. NCBI's taxonomy places the organism in Eukaryota, Metazoa, Chordata, Actinopteri, Pleuronectiformes, Cynoglossidae. The coding region runs from base 28 to 1302 and encodes 424 amino acids.
UCGCGUCUGUUUGUGCGUUUGCCAGAAAUGGACGUGGACCACGGGUUCUAUCGACAGGUGGACGUCGAGGACCACGCUCACUACAUCAUUGCCUUCUUCGUCUUGGUGAUCGGGACGGUCGGUGUGACUGGGAAUGCCUUGGUCAUGUAUGCCUUCUUUUGUAACAAGAACCUGCGGACGCCUCCAAACUACUUCAUCAUGAACCUGGCCAUCAGUGACUUCCUCAUGGCCAUCACACAGUCGCCCAUCUUCUUUGUCAACUCUCUUUACAAAGGCUGGAUUUUUGGUGAAACAGGGUGUAAAGCGUAUGCCUUCUGUGGAGCUCUGUUUGGAAUAGCCUCCAUGAUUAACCUUCUGGCCAUUUCUAUUGAACGCUACAUCGUCAUCACCAAACCUUUGCAGGCCAUUCAGUGGACGUCGAAGAAACGCACUUGUCUCUUCAUCACCUUGGUCUGGCUCUAUUCACUAGCCUGGAGCCUGGCACCGCUUUUGGGCUGGAGCUCUUAUAUUCCUGAGGGCCUGAUGACGUCGUGCACGUGGGAUUACGUCACCUCCACUCCGGCCAAUAAGAGUUAUACUUUGAUGCUGUGCUGCUUUGUUUUCUUCAUUCCUCUGGGAAUUAUAUCCUACUGUUACCUGUGCAUGUUCCUGGCCAUCCGCAACACCAGCAGAGACGUGCGGAUGUUGGGCUCUCAGGUGAGGAAGUCCAGUCUGGUUCGACAGCAGUCCAUCAAGACGGAGUGGAAGCUGGCCAAGAUCGCCUUUGUGGUCAUUAUAGUGUUCGUGCUCUCCUGGUCGCCGUAUGCAUGCGUCACUCUCAUCGCCUGGGCUGGAUAUGGUAACAUUCUCAACCCGUACUCCAAGGCUGUUCCUGCCGUCAUAGCGAAGGCGUCGGCCAUCUACAAUCCUUUCAUCUACGCCAUCACUCAUGGAAAUUAUAGGGACGCCCUCGCAACAAAAGUCCCCUGUCUGCAUUUCUUGAAGCAGCCGUCCAGAGGAAACCGCAUGUCCGUGUCUCACAGCGAUUCGUCCUUCAGGGACUCGGUGCUGAGCAGACAGUCGUCUGUUUCCAAAACCAAGUUUUACAGAAUUUCCUCCAUGUCUACGACAGACACACACAUUUGGAGUGACGUGGAGCUGGACCCCAUUAACCAGAGCCGACGUUUAACAUCAAGCUAUUCUAUUGGAGCUCCAAAGGAAAAGGAGCUGAACUUAUUGAUUAGUAAACAGAGCGAAGAAAAGAAGGGUCACAGCCAGAAUUCCUCAGAAAAUAAGGUACGUAAUCAUCACAACAUCAAGUGACUUUGUAAAAAACAGAAGAACUGUUUAUUUGACAUCUGUUCCUUCCACAUGUAGUGCUGACCUUCAAUCACAAGGCAGGUCUCCCUGAACACAGGGACGCAACACACUGCUUGAGUCACUCGAUGAGGUCAUGCCCUCGACCUGGGACAAGUAAAGGUGAGGUCAUGGAAAACUGGACUGAGGAUGUAAACCAGAAGGAUAAGCAAAAAGCAGGGACCAAAAUGUUCAACUGUCUGCACUUUAAUACCAGCAUCAAACCCCAGGUUACAUCACCACCUGCUCAGAGAAGUGUUGAUCGCCCUUGGAAUUGUUGAAGCCUGAGCGGGUGCUGAAAUGUUUAUUUAUCAAUGUGAGUGUGUGUUUGUGACGGAGUACAGAAGGAAAGAGAAAUGUUUACAUGAAUGUUUGAAGAACCCUUUAUUCCAGUUGUGUGCGACAGCUCCGUACAGAACCUGUGACGAGAUGACGUUUUGUAAGCUGUUGACUCUCGUGUUGUACGAUGACUUUGGGCACUUUAGUAAAUAUGCAUCAUAUAAUCCAGUAUUUUAUUCACUGUAGUUGUUCGGGAAGAGUGUGUUAUAUUUUUUAUGAGAAAGAAAGUCCUUGGAAAAAACCUCCACACAAUGACUGGUCAGAUACCGUUUUAUCAUUAGAUACGCCCUGUAAUCCUUUUUUUUUUCCAAGUCAAAGUCAACUUUAUUGUCAAAUAUGCCAUAACAUACAGGACAUACGGCACCGUGAGAAUUUCACUUCUCUCUGACUCACGGUGGAAAAUGACCAGAAAGUAAAGGAGAUAUUCACAAGGGGCAAGGGAUAUAAAAACAACAAUGUGCACAAAAGAAACACACUUUGUUAGAAAUAUGUUAUAAAAGGACAUGUGAGGUGACAUCAUUAAGUAAUUACAGACAGAAUGACCUAUGAAGACUGUAGUGAAUCAGCUUAUUCAGUUGAGGAUAAGGUAAUGCACUGAAAUAGUGGAAUAUGUCGAUGAGGAUUCGCAGUCUUUUAUCGAUUAUAGAGCAAAUGAAUAGAAGGUGUAGAGCAGAGACAUUUGCUGUUUACAAUUUUAACAGUGUUUUCAACAAAUCUUACGUACAUUUGUCAUUGGUUGGACCAGUUGUUCAUCCUUUACAGCACAAUGACUUCUAGGGAGGCAAAUCCCAUCAGCAGUCAUCAGGUGGUGGUGGGGUACUUCACACACAAGAACAAAAACGCAUACACACACAAAUUGAAGAGCCAGUUUUACCCCACUGUGGGUAAUUGAAUGCUAUAGAGUCCAUGUGAUUUGCUCUAAUCACAGGCCAAUUAUCUCAAAUUUGUACUACUUUGGCCAACGUCACUCCAUUCCAUUAAAUUAUUUGUCUAAAUAACAAGUAUGGGUUAACACACACUGUACACUAACCAACCUUUUCAUGGUGAUUUCAUCUACGCCAGUACUCAUACAAAUUAUAGGUAAUUGAUGAAUUUACCACAGCUAUAUAUAUAUAUAUAGGGAGAGGGGGGGCAAUG